GGUUACGUAAGGGGGCUGUCGCGCCCCGGCUCUUAUCCCAGCCGCCGCCGCCGCUCAGGCACAUUGUCCGCGCGCAGCGCCCCGACCCCAGCCGGAGGGGGGGAGCGCGGCAGCAGCCGCCGCCUCUCAGCGCCCCCAGCCCCGCCCCGCCCGGUGGGAGCCCUGCAGCAGCAGCUCCGCCCCGUGCCCGGCAGCGGCUCCAGGCCCAGCCGCGUGGGCUUUACACGGGCAGGGAGGGAGACAGGUAAAUGAGCGAUUCCUCUCUCCCCUUCCCCUUGGUGCAUAAUGGACUCUCCCAACUCCCGGCAGCCAGCGAUGGAGUGUUUACACUUCGGGGGACAAACCAUUCUAAACGGGGGGGGGACCCAGGCAAUGGAUUGGGAGCGGAGCCAAUGGUAACGCUUGGCAAGGCUAGUAAUGCCCCACUAGGAUUUUUAAUUGGCGUUUGUCGAGCUGCCCGUGGAACCAACGGCUCCUGUUUGUCUUGGAGGCGUUUGGGGUGGGCGACCCCUUUCUUUCCUCCCUUUCCCCCCCAGAAUGGUUCGGCCUCCCCUGCCUCGGCAGCCGCUAUUGGCUCAGCCCUUAAAGGGGCAGGCAGGGCGCGCUUUUCUGUCCUCCGACUUAGUCCCACGUCCCCUGUCUCAAUCCCUGCCUGUCGGGCUGGUGUCGUUCGCAGGCUCCGAUUCCCGGAGGUGGCCUAUGCUCCCCGCGCCCCGGGCGGAGGGAUGAGGAGUGGGGGUCCCGGGCGGCAGCAGCCAGGGCCCCACGCGGCGGAGCAGCCAUGGAAACGGCCGCGGCGGACGGCGGCCGCAGAGGGACACAAAGGCCCGCGGCCGAGCGGAGGCGGCGGCCGGAGCGGGAGCGGGGCCCGGCGCUGAGGGGCCCCAUGGAGCCGGCGGCGGGCGGCGGGGCCGGGGCGCCGCGCUACAGCCUGGUGGCGGAGAUCGGGCGCGGCUCCUACGGGGUGGUGUACGAGGCCGUGUCGGGCCGCAGCGGCGCCCGCCUGGCCGUCAAGCGGAUCCGCUGCGACGCGCCCGAGAACGUGGAGCUGGCGCUGGCCGAGUUCUGGGCCCUGACCAGCCUGCGGCGCCGCCACCCCAACGUGGUGCGCUUCGAGGAGUGCGUGCUGCAGCGCGACGGGCUGGGCCAGCGCAUGAGCCACGGCAACAAGCAGAGCCAGCUGUACCUGCGCCUGGUGGAGACCUCCCUGAAAG
Chrysemys picta bellii (western painted turtle) is the source of this 1214-nucleotide messenger RNA. Lineage: Eukaryota; Metazoa; Chordata; Testudines; Emydidae. The record is from RefSeq and is a predicted model, not a curated record.